CAACGGGCUGCGACUGGAACUAUAUAUCACAAAACAGAACAGUGGACAAAACAUCCAAAGGAUGACCUCUGAACCCAGCAACCCCUAUAUCUUCACCUCCGACACGCUGCCCUCUGACUCUCGCUUCCUUCCUCCAAUUGCCAAUGGGCUUUUGGGAUGGAGAGUGUUUGAGAAGAUCAUGCACAUGGGUGGGGUCUACAAUGGGGAAGGUGGAGACUGUCACCGUGCCGACAUACCUUGUCCACUCGCUGUGACAAUGAAGACGGGAGAAGAAGAGCAACACAACUAUAGUUUAGAUACAUACACAGGCGUAUUCACUCACUCCCUCCGUACAGCUCGUGUCUCUGCCACUCAGUCAUUCUACGCACAUCGCUUGCACCCUAACCUGCUGGUCAUGGAGGUGCUGCUGGAGCGACAGGUGACCACUGCGGAACCAAUCACGGUUGAGCUGGAGAGUUCAUUUACUCCGCACAGCGAUGACAUUGCCUUCCAGAAUGGGCCGGAAUACAAGGGGGGCAGCUACAUUUUUGGGCAGGCGUCCUCCUCUGAGGUUCACGGGGGUACGCGCCCCAGCGUUCACAUUAUCUGGACGCCCCUGUCUUCCUCGUUGACGCUGCUGCCAGACCAGAGGCAGUCUCGUUGGGGUUUCCUAGCGGUCCUUGCAGGGGACGGCGAGAGCGUGCAGAAGUUCUUCGACACCGGGCUGGAGCUCAUCGCCAGCGGAGACCUUCGCCCCUCCCACUACAGAGCGUGGGCGGAGCUAUGGCUGGGCAGCAGGGUGGAGCUUGCGGGGCCUGAAACCAUUAGCCGUGCUCUGAUUGGCUGUAUAUUUUACCUGCUGAGUGCGUUCCCGUCGCUAAGCGACACUUCAGCCUUGUUUGGGGGGGUCAGUCCAGGGGGGCUGUCAAACGGGGGACAGGGACAGGAUUACUGGGGACACGUCUUCUGGGACCAGGACACCUGGAUGUUCCCCAGCAUUGCACUGUUCUAUCCCAAAUUGGCCCGCGCAGUCCUGGAGUACAGAGUACGGACACUACAGGGCGCUCAAGCCAACGCACAACAACAGGGCUACAAGGGGCUGAAGUACCCAUGGGAAAGUGCAGUGUCAGGCAGAGAAGUGUGUCCUGAGGACAUAUAUGGACAACAAGAGAUCCACAUCAAUGGAGAUGUCAUCAUGGCCUUUAAACACUACCUUUACCUCACACAGGACCUUCAAAUGUUUAAAGAGGGGCGUGGCAGUGAGGUGGUUUGGGGCGUGGCUGACUACUGGGUCUCUCGGGUAACCUGGAAUUCUGAGGACCAGUGUUAUCACCUCAAAGGAGUGAUGCCUCCUGAUGAGUAUUACUUCAAUGUUGACAACUCAGUGUACACAAACGCCGUAGCCAGGUACAGUCUUCUGUUUGCAGUUGAGUUGGCACAUCUCCUCCAGCACCCAGCACCCCCUGAGUGGCAAGAUGUUGCAGAUAAAAUUAAAAUCCCCUUCGACACAGAACUAAACUACCACCCAGAAUUCGAUGGUUACCAAAAAGGACAUCCAGUGAAGCAGGCCGACACGGUCCUGCUGGGCUUCCCGUUAGGGUUACCCAUGACCUCACAGGUCAGACGGAAUGAUCUGGAAUUCUACGAGGCAGUCACCGACCCUCGGGGGCCUGCUAUGACGUGGGGUAUGUUUGCAGUGGGUUGGCUGGAACUAGGAGAAGCUAAAAAAGCACAGGAUCUUCUGUUGAAGUGUUUCAAAAACAUUCAGGGACCAUUUCAGGUAUGGAGUGAGUCGUCAGAUGGUUCUGGUGCUGUGAAUUUCCUUACUGGAAUGGGGGGAUUCCUGCAAGCUGUGCUCUUUGGGUACACCGGCUUCAGGGUGAAGAGGGAGUGUCUGGAAUUCUGUCCGUUAAUACCCAGUGACAUUGGCAUACUCAGUGUGAAAGGUGUCUGUUACCUUGGUAACAAAAUGGACUGGCAGGUGAAGAGCCAGGAAGCAUGUGUCACGCUGAGGAAACAGGCUGAGGAUUUUGGGAAUGCUGAGCCGUCUGCACUGGAAAUCUUCCUGAAGAAUUCAGGAACCCGAUUACCCCUUAUACCAGGUGAGACGGUCACUUUCCCAUGGCAACCUGGCGAGAUACGGAAACAGAGCUCAGCCGCUUCCUGUUGGCCUCUUUGA
Chanos chanos (milkfish) is the source of this 2158-nucleotide messenger RNA. RefSeq names its product protein-glucosylgalactosylhydroxylysine glucosidase (gene pgghg). NCBI's taxonomy places the organism in Eukaryota, Metazoa, Chordata, Actinopteri, Gonorynchiformes, Chanidae. Gene Ontology annotation, biological process: carbohydrate metabolic process. The record is from RefSeq and is a predicted model, not a curated record. Bases 62 to 2158 code for a protein of 698 amino acids. Gene Ontology annotation, molecular function: protein-glucosylgalactosylhydroxylysine glucosidase activity. The transcript is spliced from 14 exons. Gene Ontology annotation, cellular component: cytosol.